UGUGUGUUAUGGAAAAUGUUUUGAUCAUAUUUCUCAAAGUCAAAGAAGGUGCCAUAUGUGGUCUCCUUAUGUUCAUUUUACAAGAAGCCAACGGUUAAACGAUGAAAGGGGCAAAACAACUAUUUAAAGUGGUGAAUAUUGAUCACCGAACGCAACAGUUUUAUCUUACUCGGAGGACCAAUCAAAGCGCCCGGCGGGACCGCGUCAUCGGAGAGCGCACCCAAUCGGCGCAUGCGUCUCACGGGCGAGCGCAGCGGGGCAAAGAUGGCGGCGCCCUCCGAUUUGCUGGAUGAUGUGUUCUUCAACACGAAGGUGGACGAAAAAGUAGUUAAUGAUGUUGUCGGAUCUCUGGAGUCCGAGCUGACUCGAGAGAGGCGAGUCAACGCAGAGGCCAGCGUUCAGGUGACGUCAAAUCACGCCGGAAAUUCCGCUGUAGGUCGCAAUUCCGAUGUUGAGGGAAGCAAAAUGGGACUUUCACAACAAGAGCGCGCUAAAUCAGGGGCAGGAGUGCAAGGAGGUGUCAUUAGCAGCGCGGGGUCCCGCGGUCCGAGCGCGGACGCCGCGGCCGAGACCACGUCGAGCGUGACAGCCGCUCACAGCCCGUCCAAGCCGGGGACUUUGAAUGGAAGUGCCGUUGUGAUGACCUGUCACAUCACCGGCAACAACAACAACAACAACCACUCCUCCUCCUCCUCCCAGCCGGCCGCCACCCUCGUCAGCAACGGACCUGUAUCUGUGAGCAAAGGAAGCGCAACGGUGCCGAGUGCCAUUAUUAAAACUUCCCCGGCGACCGUGCCCACCGUCACGCUGGCGAGGCCCCCUUUGCAAACUGACGACGCGGCGCUGACGUCACCGGCGGUCGGCGUCAACAAGUUGGAGCCGGCGAAAGGCGCGAUGCAGAGCGCCGCGAGGAGCCCGUCCGUGCUGCAGAGCCCGAGGACGCCGGUAGCUCCCCCCGGCGGAAUACGAGCCAUCGCCCCGCAGGUGUUCGCUCCUCGACUCGCGCAGCCUCAGCAGGGCGCCCCGAACAUCCAGAACAUCCAGCUCCCUCCAGGCAUGGUCUUGGUGCGGAGUGAGAGCGGGCAGCUUCUGGUGAUUCACCAGCAGACCCUGGCUCAGAUGCAGGCACAGUCGCAGUCCCAAAGCGCCAUGACACCCCGACCGGCAGCCCCCACCAGCACUCCACCUGUCCAGAUCGCGUCUCUGCAGGCUCCGGGGGCGUCACCGCUGGCUCGUCCCGUCGCCCCCACCACCAUCAUCAAACAAGGGUCCGCUGUCCAGGCCACCGCGACGCCCACCACCACCUUGCAGAGGCCCCCUGUGCUGCAGAACACCAUCGUGCUGGGAGGGACGGCCCCCGGGCAGCCGCUGGCAACGCCCACCCCGGUGCAGCCGGCUCCUGCGUCCGCACAGAGGGCCACGGGGACCCCUGUCACUCCAACAGCUGUCACAGCUGAGACGCUGGAGAAUGUGAAAAAAUGCCGGAACUUUCUGUCCACGUUGAUCAAGCUGGCGUCCAGCGGAAAGCAGUCCUCCGAGACCACGGCCAACGUCAAGGAGCUCGUCAAGAAUCUGCUGGAAGCGAAGAUCGAGCCAGAAGAUUUUACCAGUAGGUUGUACCGUGAGCUCAGCUCCUCGCCGCAGCCGUACCUUGUGCCUUUCCUGAAGAGGAGUCUCCCAGCGCUGCGUCAGAUGACCCCGGACCCCGAGUCCUUCAUCCAGCAGAGCCUGCUGCCUCUGCCCGGCCCUCAUCCCGCUGCAGCCACCUCCGCGGCCCUCACCGCCGUGAUGCUGCGACCUGCCCCCCCCACGGCCUCCACCGGCCCCACCGCAACCAAGACCACCGUCGUCAGCCUCACGCAGACACCUACCAGCAAACCCGCACUGAUGGUUGCCCAGCAACACGGGACGCUAGUGAGGCCACAGGUGACGCUGGCUCGGUCUCCCAUGGCAACCCUCAGAGGACAACCUCACAGCCGCAUCAUUGUGAGCCACCCGCAGGUGGUCAAGCAGCAGCCGACAGCAAUGAAGCAAACGUUGGCUCUGGGGGCAAAAGGGGUGCAAGUGGUCAGUCAGUCCUCCCUCAUUGCUGCGCAGAGGAACAAGCUGAAGGAAGCAGCAGGAGGAACCUUCAGGGAAGAUGACGACAUCAAUGAUGUGGCCUCCAUGGCCGGGGUCAACCUGUCAGAGGAGAGCGAUCGUAUCUUGGCGACCAACUCUGAGCUCGUCGGCGCGGUGACUCGCUCCUGUAAAGACGAGGCCUUCCUCUCCACGCCUCUCCUCGCCCGGAGAGCUCUGGAGAUCGGGAGGAAGUUUGGUGUUGGCGAGCUGGGCACCGACGCCGCCAACUUCAUCUCCCACGCCACGCAGCAGCGGCUACGCCACCUGCUGGAAAGGGUGUCUCUAGCGGCGCAGCAGAGGAACGCCGCCUUCAAGGAGGACGAGCAGUGCGAGCAGGUCAACGACGCGCGGGCCCAGCUGAGGUUCUUCGAACAGCUGGAUCAGAUGGAGAAGCAAAGGAAGGAGGAUCAGGAGAGAGAGAUCCUCUUGAAGGCCGCCAAGUCCCGGUCACGGCAAGAAGACCCCGAGCAGCUCCGUCUGAAACAGAAGGCCAAAGAGAUGCAGCAGCAGGAGCUCGCUCAGAUCCGGCAGAGGGAGGCCAACCUAACGGCGCUGGCGGCCAUCGGCCCGAGGAAGAAGCGCAAAAUGGAGUCCCCGGUCCGGGGCGCUGGCGCCGAGGGCUCGGGGCCGGGCCCCUGUCAGCCGGGGGGCUCCAGACAGUUCGGGCGGCAGCGCAUCACCAGGGUGAACCUCCGGGACCUGCUCUUCUGCCUGGAGAACGAGAGAGGAACCCGCCGCUCACACCUGCUCUACAAGGGCUUCCUCAAAUAGCCUGCAGUCCACUUCCUGCCUCCUCAACAGGUCGAGCCGGGACGCGUCGGUUCUCGCGAACUUUUGCAGGACUUCAGAGGUUUGUCUCGUGGAAACGGAAAGUGUUGCUUUUAUGUUCUCGAUGGGUUCUUGACCGCUCGCCGCUCUGAUGGUUUUCACUGUAAACACAGUACUCUGAUUCGUAUUGUAGCACGUUCACUACAAAGACGCUGUGUUUUUCAUUCGUCUCCUUAAUGACGAUAAAAUUCCCUACACGGCAGGGAACAACUGCUCCGAGGUGAUUCCACUGCACAAAUGACUUUCUGAAGCCUGCAGAUUAUCUGCUGCAAAAAGAAUAGCGAAAGAUUCAAAUUGUAAAAACAAUCACUUUGGAUUUCCUUUCUAUUUGAUGAAAUGCACCCAAAGAGCAGCAGACCUUUUUAAGGAGGAGUUAAAUUCUCGCUCAUGCUCGCUCCAUUCUGCAUGGCUGAAAGUCGGGGGAGGUAGUGGUUGUUAAAAUUGUAGAGCAACCAGGCCGGGAUGUGAAUUAGAAUUAUUUUUAGGUUUGGGAAAGGAAUCCCAAUAAUGGUGUUGAUACGUCAUUUUAAGCCUGAAACAUAUUUUCCUGAAAGUUUUAUGUCCCUGUUUUUAUAUUUAUGAACAAUGCAGGAUGAUCACAUUUCGAAAUGAACUUUUAAUAUUAGCGCACAUACUAAUAUUUGUCUUUAAAAACGUUGCUUAUUUUAUGAGAGAAUGUUUAUUAUCAUAUUUUAUUACUGUAUAUACCAAGUUUGCUUUUUGUAGGUUUAUCAGUUGGCGAUUCGUCUUCUUUUCCAAACCGGAGAAAUUACAAAUAAAACAAACAGCAUAUUUUUUGCCAAUAUCUUGUACAUUUUGCACAGACACUUGUUUAUAUGUAAAUAUCUGAAUUUAAAAAAAGUUUUUAAUUGCUAUUUUAUAAUGGACUGAAAGAGAAUGAUCUCUAUUAAAAAGACACAGCAAAAGAGCAUCUACAUCUUAACUGUCUUUGUUAUUGU
Messenger RNA from Pungitius pungitius (ninespine stickleback), 3908 nucleotides. RefSeq names its product transcription initiation factor TFIID subunit 4-like. The transcript is spliced from 16 exons. Gene Ontology annotation, biological process: transcription initiation at RNA polymerase II promoter; DNA-templated transcription. The coding region runs from base 232 to 2892 and encodes 886 amino acids. Gene Ontology annotation, molecular function: DNA binding; RNA polymerase II general transcription initiation factor activity; protein heterodimerization activity. The record is from RefSeq and is a predicted model, not a curated record. NCBI's taxonomy places the organism in Eukaryota, Metazoa, Chordata, Actinopteri, Perciformes, Gasterosteidae. Gene Ontology annotation, cellular component: transcription factor TFIID complex.